Ostrea edulis (European flat oyster) is the source of this 1765-nucleotide messenger RNA. Its product is annotated as cholecystokinin receptor-like. Gene Ontology annotation, molecular function: neuropeptide receptor activity. The transcript has a single exon. NCBI's taxonomy places the organism in Eukaryota, Metazoa, Mollusca, Bivalvia, Ostreida, Ostreidae. The coding region runs from base 301 to 1506 and encodes 401 amino acids. The record is from RefSeq and is a predicted model, not a curated record. Gene Ontology annotation, cellular component: membrane. Gene Ontology annotation, biological process: neuropeptide signaling pathway.
AUAAUUUGUAUUGAAAACAUUCACAUUGAUCUGAAAUCAAGGAAUACAGAUUUAGUGGAAAUAAAUCUAAACAAAUAUUUGACACGUGCUAGAUUCCAGCCACGAUACAGAACGACAGUCUUACAAGUUAACAAUUGAGUUACCCUACUUUGUAGGAAACUAUAAAUAGAAAUACAUGUUUUGCUAUUUCUAUUAUUAUUUCGAAAGGAAAUCAGCCAUUAUCACAAUGUUUAAUUCGUAUCAAAUAGGAGGAAAAACUACUUGAACCAGGAAGCUCUUUUUCUCAAAGGAACAACAAAAAUGGAAAACAGUACGUAUUUAUCGGAGAAGUUAGAUGCGUGGAAUAGUGAACUAGCCAGUGGUUUAACCCCGAAUAAUGUGAUUUUGUCUCUGUAUAUUGCAACAAGUUUGUUGGGAAAUUCUACAGUGAUUCUGAUUUAUGGAUUUAAGAUGAGAGGAAACAAGGAAGAAAGAUACUUUAUUCCAUUCCUUGCUAUGGCGGAUCUAUGUGCUUCCUUGGUUUGCGCUUCUUUCGGAAUCGCUCUCAACAUGAUGCAGGCCGAGUUUAACAACACGCACCUGUGUAAAGCCUGGUGGUUCUUCGCGGCGUUUACUACUUUCACGUCAAUUUUGUUUCUCUUCAUCAUUGCCGUACACAGGUAUCUCAAAGUCUGUAGACCUCUUGGAAAACAAAUGAUUCUGAAAUGGAAAAGAUUUGCUUUAGGUUUGGGUUUGUUUGUAGCAUUUAUACAUGCUGUACCUAUGGUUCAUUUUUAUGGAUCAGUUCCCUUUCCUAAUGAGGAGGAGGGGAUCGUUGGACUACGGUGUAGCAGGCUGAAAACCAUCAACAAAACAGGCUCUUUGAUCUUUGGAGGAGUCAUAGUUCUCAUAACAGUUGCAUGCAUUGUUACGCUAAUUUUUCUCUAUGCCAAGAUUGGAUACACUAUUCUUGCACACUUCAAAUUUUCAAAAUCCCCAUGCAAACCUGAUACCAGUUCGGACACAGAAAAAUCCAGCAGGAUCAAUCACUCUCAGGUUACAAUCUCAAGCAGAAACGACCCUCUUAGUGGCACAGAAAAUGGAACCUACUCUAUCGAGACGGACAACACUGAAUUAUCCGAAUCGUUACCUCCUCAAACGUCUACAAAAACAACAGGGAAAACUCUUACAACAAAUACAAAGCUUGAAAGAAAACUGAAUCCUUAUAAGUCAAGUGCAAAGCGGAGAAAAGAAAGGAACAACCAGCGAGUUGUACACAAAUUCACUCUGAUGUUUAUGCUCAUCACGAUAAUCUUCCUCAUUUGUUACAUCCCAAAGGUUAUCAUCAUGUUACUAGAGGCUAGGAACCCGAAGUUCUGGGAGGAGUUUUCAGAUUCUGCUAGAGCUGGCGUGCUGUUUGUGUAUAGGAUGUACAUCAUAAACAAUAUUACUAAUCCAAUCAUUUAUGCAUUCCUGGACGAGCAGUUUGCUAAAGAAAUCAAGUCGUUGUUUAAAGUUUGCAAAUGAUAAAAUACCAUGGUGUCAUCAUUACAUAGCUUUGUGAAAUAUGAUAUUUCUUAGGUUUUUAUGAAAUAUGGAAUCUAUUUGACGUCACACAACAUUGUGUCCAUCUUAUCAUAUGUCAUCAUAUUACAAGUAAUUACAUAUAUACAUAACCAUGUAAGUAAUUGUAAAGAACAUUGGAUUUGCAAUUCUUUUGGGAAAAGAACAUAUUAUUCAUCUCUGCUUAAAGCUGACAUGAGUUAAUAAAUAUAGUAUAAUUCUA